Molecule: messenger RNA, 5944 nt
Organism: Coregonus sp. 'balchen'
Lineage: Eukaryota; Metazoa; Chordata; Actinopteri; Salmoniformes; Salmonidae
Source: the annotation of a GenBank genome assembly
GUCAUCAAAAGGUUGCCAUUGAGCGGAGCGAUAAACAAAUGCCCCAAUUUCAACACUACGAAAUUCAUAUUUGGGUUUGUUUAUGUCUGAUAACCGCACGAAGCCUGUACCUCACGGACCUCAAUAAUACGAGCAAAUAUGUCAGCACAAAAGGACUGCGAGUUUUUAGUGAAACGGGCUCGGGAUCUUGUGUCCGAGGACCCGUGUGCAGCCAAGGCUUGGCUGAUAACCGCUCGAACCCUAUAUCCCACGGACUUCAAUAUUCAGGUAAGCUGCGUCUAGUGAAUGACAUUGAAACGCUAGCAGUUGGCUAGCUUGACAAAUAAAUACUACUAACGAGCCAUUUGGAAUACAUGUAGUUGUCAAACUAGUCUGUCGAGGUCUGGUCAUUGGCUUUGUGGUACGAAGGCUGGAAUGGAACGUCACAUUGGUAUCUUGUCUUAACAGCAUGAGAUGUACACUAUUGAGAGAAAUGCAGAGAAGACGGCUUCAGCGGGCAGAAUGCUAUACGACAUGUGAGUGAAAUUUCUUAUCUCUCUAUUUCUGCACACAGGCACACAGUACUGUUGAUGACUGAUCUAACUGCUGUUGUGUGUGCUGGGUCCUUCAGGUUCAUCAAUUUCCCUGAUCAGCCUGUUGUGUGGCGGGAGAUCACUGUCAUCACAGCUGCCCUGCGGAGCGACUGUCAGGACAAACAGGCUCAGUUCCUACGAGGUGAGGACUUUGUGUGCGUGUGUUAGAUCUACCUGAGAUCUUCCCUGAUUGGGUGAAAUGUGAGAAGUGUUAACACUGUAUUGUGUGUGUGUGUUUACUGUAGGUCUGUUUGAAACCCUGCCCGGCCCAGUGCAGUGUGAGGUGCUGCUGAAGGCCACAGAACAGUGCUUCAACACCCUGGAGAAGGCUGAGAUGCUCCUGUUACUGCUCAGGCGCUUCCCAGAGUCUGUAGUCCAACACGGGGUACGUAACCUCUCACCUCUGACCUUCACCACCGUGUCAAUAACACAGAAUCAUUUAUCUGUAGCAUUGUUUGCACUCGCAUUCUAGGUCAACCUGGGAGAGUCCCUAUUGGAGGCGGAGACGGCUGAAAAGUUGGAGACACCUGUCAACUGUUUCAGGAAGCUGUUUGGUGAGAGAAAUAUCUGAAUCAGAUUAUCAAAACCUAGAACAUUUGGAGCUCAAAAGCAGAGGAAUGUAAAGUAAGUAUAAAUACCUUCUAUGUUACUUUUCUUCCUCUCUCACAGUGUGUGACGUUCUCCCGUUGAUCAUAAACAACGUGGACAUGCGUAUGCCUGCCAGUCUGCUGCUGAAGUACAUGCUGAAGGCAGCAGAGUUCUACAUCGGUUAUGUCACGCGGGGCCCGUCGGGUGACGGACAGUUGCAGGGCAAAGCCCUAAACGGUAGAUGAGUACUAUUUAUAAUAUCUGCACUUGAUCUCCUUUCCUUCUCAUUGCGUGCCACCUCCACACUGCUACGACCUGCAUGCCAUCAGCUAGUUUUAUGAUUUUUGGUUUACCCUCAAUUUCUCCCUCUUUUUUUUGUUGCACUUUUGCUUACACUUUCCAUUUCCAAGUGUUUCACGGUCCAAUGACAUUGCUCUGUACUCACCUUCUCUCAGGCUCUCAGGAGGGUGGUGGUCUGAAGUCUCCCAGUGUGUCUCGGGGGUCCCAGCGCUAUGUGAUUGAGGGGCUGUCAGAGAAGUCGUCGGUGGUGGCUGAGCCCUGGGAGAGACUGCUGGACAUCCUGGCAGUGGUGGGGGCCCGUUGCGAGUGGCAGGGGGACAAGGGACAGAGGUAGGAGCACAGAUGAUCUCCCAAUAUGUGCGUGUAAUUGAAGUAAGAGUGUGUGUGUGUUUACUUGUGAGUGGUUAGCCUAUACGUAUUCUAUGCAUGUGUGUGUUUUGUAGGAUACUGCUGGGUAUUAAAGUGUGUAUGUUCAUCACUGUGUAUGUGUGUGUGUUUUGUAGGGGCUACGUGGAGAUGCUGCAGUGGAUUAAGGAGCUGUGUCGCUACCUGCCCAGUCUAGAGGGAGAGACCAGGUCACGGUGCUGCAGUCAGGUGGUCAUCUGUGCCUCGCUGGUCCUCUUCCGCAGCGCCUACCUCUACGUCUCAGCUGUACAGCCUGCUCUGUUUCAGGGUCAGUCUCUCCCCCUGUGUGUGUUCAUAAGUAUUUGUAUUCACAUGACUGUAAAUAUGUCCAUUUUGAGCGUUGUUCUUGUGGAGAUUCUGUUUGAGGCGCUCUCCUCAAUUUACAGUGAGGUUGUGUGUGUCGCGUCUGUGUAUUCAUUUCUGUGUGUGUGUGUGUGUGUUACAGGUGUGAAUGCGUUGGCCUCGGGGUCGUGGAUACUGCUGGAGGAUCUGAGCUCAGUGUACAGUGAGGUAGAACUGGAGAGAGGAGCAGGGAAACACGCUCACAAGAAACGCAAACUGGCCGAUGGUCGCGAGAAGACCAUGGUGAGAGGAUAGAUGGGAAGCCAUUGUGGAGGGUGUGUGUGUGUGUGUGUGUGUGUAUGUGCUCAUGCAUGUAUUUGGGCGUGUUUCUUCAGAGCUCAGACGACGAUGAGGGCCUGGGGAAGGGGCGUGGCCGGAACAUCAUGGUCAACAAAACAGAGAUGCCCGGGUGGGCAGAGACUCUGGAGAGCUUCCGUUUGGCCAGGGAGAGCUGGGACCUCCUGUCCCACGACAGCCUGGAGACCGGUACGCCCUCCUAAUACAUCCCCCAGCUCAUACCUGUGUGCUCUCUAAAUUUGUGUCCUGUCUAAGCAAAUGUUUCUCAUUCUGAUUAAAUGUUUUCACACCCAUUCUCCAGAAUUCAACCAGAUCUGUUCCUCAUGGAAGACAGACAACUGGCUUUGGUUCAGAAUAUUCCUCACAGAUAUGAUCAUAUACCAGGUAAACAUAAAUAAUGAUCAUUGUUCGUUAGGAGUUUAUCAGUGUUUUGUUUGUCUGUGUAUGUCCAUGUAUUUGUGUUCAAUGUGAGUGUGUGUCUCCUCUCCCCCAGGGCCAUUACCGUAAGGCCCUGUCCAGCCUACUCCAGAUGUCUGUGUUUCAGCAGCCUCAGCCUGGACAGAGCUCCCCAGGACAGGGUAACCUGGAGCACCAUAGGACCCUUAUACAGCAGGCCUCCUGCCACUACGCACUGGGAGAGUACAGGGUGGGUAUGCACAUACUGAGAGCUCAUCCAGAAACAUGCAUACAUACAGAGAGAGAUGGCGUCACUGUGUUUCUGUGUUUCCAUCUGUAUCAGAUGGCGUGUGAAAAGUUACUUGAUGUAGUUGGUGGGCUGGUCCCCCAAAACCAGGAUCCAGUUAAGAACACUGACGACUCGGGCAAAGCCAGAAACAAGCCCAGGAAAGGUAAGGUUCACUGUGUGUGAGAUAUCUUCAAAUGUCUAUGUUUUAUGUCCAUGCUUACAAUGUGGUGUAUUUUGUAUUUUUGUUGCUAGGCAGUGAUCUGAGGCUGCUGCCCUGUACUAGUAAAGCCAUUCUGCCAUUCUGUCUUCAGCUGAUGUUCGCCUGUUUCAAGGUACCUCAACACUGCCCUUACAAAUAACACUAAACACAGAACUAUUUUGAUAAGGGUCUGCGGGUUUUAAUUCCCCUUAAUCUCAAAUAACCUUCUAUUUUCAUUUUCAUCCAAUCAGCUUCGUGCCUUCACGGACAGCCGAGACGACCUGUCCUUGGGUCAUGUGGUGGUGCUCCUGCAACACGAUUGGCCACAGGGCGAGUCUCUGUUCCUGAAAGCCAUCGAUAAGAUCUGUCAGCAGGGCAGCUUCCAGUAUGAGAACUUCUUCAACUACGUCACCAGUAUCCUUAUCAUACAGUAUAGCUGAUAUGUAGGAUGUUUUAUAUCUAAAAUGAGUUGGUUGAGCAGAUAUGAGAACAACUGGGGAUUACAGAAACUUUGUAGCUUUUAUUCUCUCUAUGUUGUUUGACUUUAACUCGGUCAGAUAUUGAUAUGCUAGAGGAGUUUGCAUACCUGCGUACUACGGCGGGGGGGCGGGUCCAGCUGGAACUACUGCCCAAUCAGGGAAUGCUAAUCAAGUAAGCCCCUCCCACUGGCAGAUGCUUACGUAUCGUACACAGUCAUGCUCACAUACAUGUAGUGAAUAGCAGCUGAGCUGUCAGGUGUUAUGUUGAGAAAGGGUUAGCGGUACAAAGCGCCGUCUAUCUAAAAUCGAAAAACCGUUAUUAAUCGAAAGUUGUUUAGGGUGUUUGAAUGCAACCACUCUCAGUGGGAGUUGAGGAGUAGAAUGAGGUUGCCUCUAGACACUGAUCUAUGAUCAGUUUCAUGCUUCCUCUUAAUGUUAAAUGUAAAGAUUUUUAGAGGGUAAGCUGAUCCUAGAUUUGUGCGUAAGGGCAACUUUUAACCCGGAGCGUGAGUUGAUGAAUGUUGGUGUUUACUGUCCUCAGGAACCCUAGUCCCGCCCUGGGUGGGGAGUUUAACACCCUGCUGCUACCUGGGGUGCAGACAACCGACAGGUACCCCUGCCCACCACCCCUACCCCAAACACUCUCUCCAUCCCUCUGCCCCAAACCUCAUUUUGGUUUUCGGUCUGUCGUUUUCAUCGAGUCCUUGUCGUGUUUUAUUUUCGAGAAGGCGUUUGACCCAUUGCAUCCGUUUAUGUGGUGGUUACUGAUGUUUUUAAAGUCAAUUUUGGUUUUAUUUUUCAUAUCUGUAGUUGUCAUUGCAUUUGUGAACAUUCACGUUUGACUAUGUGUUACUGUUUUUGAUGUUGUUGAAUCUUCCCCGUCUAAAUUUUGCCUGGUUGGUAGAUACCCAAUACUCUCAUUCCAUCUCAAAACUAUGAAUACUGUAUUUGGGGAAACAUGUUGUUUCCUUGAUGUUGUGUCAUUUUAUGUUUUAUCGUUGAUAAAUUGGUGUUUUCAACUGUUACUGUAGAGGUUUGGAGAAAAAGAAACAUUAUCAAGUGUCUGAUUUAUAAAAUGAUUAACGUGUUUUUCUAAGAACAUUUUAGAAAUGGUUUAUUUCUCAUUGUCUGGCUUCCUCUGCCCUGUAGGCACCACACGGUGACGCGUGGCAUCACAAAGGGGGUGAAGGAGGACUUCCGUCUGGCUAUGGAGAGACAGGUGUCACGCUGCGGGGAGAACCUGUACACUGUCCUCCACCGCUUCUGUGUCAAUGAGAAGAUCAUCAUCAUCCAGUCCCUGCCCUGAUCUGACACCUAACCUCUGACCCCUUCACCUUUAAACCUCGGACAUCUGACAUUUGAACCUGUUGAGACCAGGAGCCCAGGCUUAUGGGUCUAAUGUCCACAAUAAAAGCCUGGUCACUCCUCCUUGCAGCUUGUGUGCCCAGAAGACCAUCGUCGUCUUCCAUCAGACCUGACAAUUGAACUCCUGACCCCUGACCAAAUAACACACAUAAUUAGAAAGAGGCAGAUUCUUUGUUUUUCUCUUUCAAGGAUUUAUUUAUGGUGCUAUUUUCAUGAGGGUAAAAUAUUGGGCACUUUUUGUACUUCUUGCCUUAAAAUUAGAUGGGUACUUUCAGAGGAUGUACUUUCAGAGAAGGUUCUGUACUUGGGGAGCAUACUGUUUCUGAGGAUACUAAACAGGUAUUGGUCAUGACUAGUGUGUCUGUUGUAUUUGCUAUCUAGUGUCUUUCAUUGGCUAUCUUGAUACAUUUAGUUGACUUUGCCUAAUUGGAUCAUUUUGUGAAGUGUAUGGAAAAAAAUAAGAGGUUCCAAAUCAUUGUGAGAUUGUUGGAAAGUUGACAAAUGUGAGCUUGAUAUUGUUAGACAACGUUUUAUUGUUUUUCUUUUUCAUAAAGCUGUAGUAAAAUAGAUGUUAGUUUAUAUAAAUUCUCCAAUAAACCUGACUGGUUGGAAACAACAGUUCUUUCUUGAUUUCUCCACCACUGCAGUGCAGCCUUGAGGUUGGCCCAGUGCUUGUCCUGGGGCCACUCCAGGUAGGUGUGCCUGCCCAUCA